AUGGCGACCUGCAUAUAUGUUUCGUUGAACAUAUGGAUUCGAGAUGGCAAGUCUGAUGUGCAGGAUGUCUUGGAGGUCCUUGAUGAAUUGGAUAGUGAAUUUGAUGAACUCGCAAGCGGUGACUCUGAUGAUGGGUGGCUUGAUGAUAACUAUGAUGUAGACAGUGACAAUGAAUCUUCUCCAGACAAGCCAAGGGAAGACUUGUCACCUUACAGAUAUUUCAAAAGAUUUGUCAAUGAUGACAUGUUUGCCAAUUUGGCUAUGGAGACAAACAAUUAUGCUCACCAAAAGUUGGGAAUAAGUCUUCAAACUACAGCAGAAAAACUCGAAACAGUCACAGGAAUGUAUUUCUCCAUGGGGUUGGUCAAGAUGCCGGUUGUAGGAGGUUACUGGAAGACUGAUACACGCUACACCCCUGUUGCUGAUAUGAUGUCAAGAAAUCGGUUUCAAAAAAUAACUUUGUAUUUCCAUAUCACGAACAAUCUGUUGGCUACUGAUGCAGAAAAAGAAAAUAGGGCUUGGAAACUAAGGCCUUGGCUACGUGAUCUGAAUGCAAAUUUUGCCAAGCUCAGCCCUGGUCAGAACCAGUGCGUAGACGAAAUCAUGAUGACUUUCAAGCGAAGGUCUCUCCUAAAACAGUAUCUUCCCAAAAAACCUAAAAAGUUGGGUUUCAAACUCUGGGCUAGGUGUGCUGCCACUGGGUUUUUGCAUGCGUUUGACAUAUACCAAGGAAGGUGUACUGGUAUGGGUACUGAUACUGAUCUACCCGGCCAUGCUGACUGCAUGCGGACUGGGGGGAAUGUAGUGCUGAAGCUGUGUUCCUCCUUGCCAGAGAAACACAACUUCAAGAUAUUCGCAGAUAAUUUUAUCUCAGAUUUCCAGAUGAUACACGAGUUGAGAAAAAAAGGCUUCUUCUAUACUGGCACAAUCAACAUCAAUCGGGUUCAUGACCGCUCAAAACCGAAAAGAAAUUAA
Priapulus caudatus is the source of this 975-nucleotide messenger RNA. RefSeq names its product piggyBac transposable element-derived protein 3-like. NCBI's taxonomy places the organism in Eukaryota, Metazoa, Priapulida, Priapulimorpha, Priapulimorphida, Priapulidae. Bases 1 to 975 code for a protein of 324 amino acids. The transcript is spliced from 3 exons. The record is from RefSeq and is a predicted model, not a curated record.